AUGAUUCUUACUGUGAAGCCGUUGCAGGGAAAGGAAUGCAGUGUACAAGUGACUGAAGAUGAGAAAGUUUCCACAGUGAAAGAGCUCGUGUCUGAACGACUCAACAUCCCGGCCAAUCAACAGCGGUUGCUUUAUAAAGGCAAAGCGCUAGCAGAUGAACACAGACUGAGUGACUACUCCAUUGGGCCAGAAGCCAAACUAAAUCUGGUGAUCCGACCUGUGGGAGAGAGGACCGGAGCUUCAGCGACGGCUAGCAGUAGCGGCAGCACAGCACGAGGGGGAGUGUGGCAGACCGUAUCCACGAUUCUUGCAAAACACUUCAGUCCUGCGGAUGCUGCUAAAGUCCACGAACAGCUGAUCAAGGAUUAUGAACGUUCACUACGACAACUCAGCUUGGACGACAUCGAGCGCUUGGCGGGCAGACUGCUUCACCCGGAGGUGGACGGCAUGGACACAUCGUACAUGGACUAA
Messenger RNA from Nerophis lumbriciformis (worm pipefish), 471 nucleotides. The record is from RefSeq and is a predicted model, not a curated record. NCBI's taxonomy places the organism in Eukaryota, Metazoa, Chordata, Actinopteri, Syngnathiformes, Syngnathidae.